This is a messenger RNA of Ostertagia ostertagi, 396 nucleotides long. NCBI's taxonomy places the organism in Eukaryota, Metazoa, Nematoda, Chromadorea, Rhabditida, Trichostrongylidae. The record is from the annotation of a GenBank genome assembly.
AUGCGUGCGACAAGGAAAAAAUCGCUCGUCGUCAACCUUGCUGUUUUUUUUUUGAAGCACAUUGCUCUUAGUUUUGUUAGGCCCUACAGCACAUCGGUGUGGAAACGAAACGAACGUGAGCGCUAUCGAGUUCGAUGUGUGAACAAUGGUUACGAGACGUUGCGGAAACAUUUGCCCGUAUCCGAUGUGGAGAAACGUAUUUCAAAAGUCGACACCUUGCGACUGGCUAUUCGCUACAUCAAACAUCUGGAAGCUGUACUCAAGAACGAGGAGCACAUUUUUAAAUGUAACUGCUUCGAAGGAUUUGCCGAAGAAUCGGAAGGGCAUGUGCAGAUUGACGUGAACGUGAGAAAUGUUGAACAACGAUUCAUCGAGAACCAACUCAAAUAUUCUUAG